Nicrophorus vespilloides is the source of this 1140-nucleotide messenger RNA. RefSeq names its product pleckstrin homology domain-containing family F member 2. Gene Ontology annotation, cellular component: early endosome. The record is from RefSeq and is a predicted model, not a curated record. Gene Ontology annotation, molecular function: metal ion binding; phosphatidylinositol binding. Lineage: Eukaryota; Metazoa; Arthropoda; Insecta; Coleoptera; Silphidae. The transcript is spliced from 7 exons. Bases 177 to 947 code for a protein of 256 amino acids.
UGAAUUUAUCAACUUGUCAUAUGACAAAUAGAUCAAAUCAUCACAGCAUAAAUUCUUGUUGUAACAAACACUUUUUUGUGUUCUUAUUGUUUUAGUUUUGUUUUGACUUUUUUUUUGACCUGUGGGAGUGCAAGUGCAAUCUAGAGGUAUACUGAAAGACACAUAGAGCCAGCAGAAUGGUUGAUCGAUUGGUAAACAGCGAGGCGAACACGAGAAGAAUUUCGAUGGUCGAAAGCUGUUUCGGUACUUCUGGACAGCCUUUGGGGGUGCCUGGAAGAGUGCUAGUUGGCGAAGGUGUACUAACGAAGAUGUGCAGAAAGAAACGCAAGGCAAGACAAUUCUUCUUGUUCAACGAUAUUUUAGUGUACGGCAACAUUGUGAUUAAUAAGAAAAAGUACAAUAAACAGCAUAUAAUUCCGCUGGAGGAAGUCAAGCUACAAAAUUUAGACGACGAUGCACAAAGUUGUAACGGUUGGCUUAUCAAGACUGCCUCGAAAUCGUUCGCCGUCUUUGCGGCCACCAACAUCGAAAAGAAAGAGUGGAUGGCUCACAUCACUAAGUGCAUUGAAGACUUGCUCAGAAAGAGUGGUAAGAAGGCCGUCGAGGAGCACGCAGCUGUCUGGGUUCCGGAUGGUGAUGCUUCCACGUGUAUGCAUUGUAGGAAAACGCAAUUCACAUUCGUUAAUAGAAGACAUCAUUGCCGUAAGUGUGGCGCUGUAGUUUGCGGUCCCUGCUCGAGCAAACGUUAUUUACUGCCCAGUCAGAGCUCAAAACCCUUGAGAGUUUGUCUACACUGUUAUGAAGAGCUCACCUCUGCCCAAAAACAAACGGCGAACGAUCAUAAUAUCAGAAACAAUGCCGAUACUUCGGGCGAGGAAGAUACUGAUGAUGAGGAUGAGGCAAAUAAAACGGUAGAAUCACACGAUUUGCCAAAGUUCUAUGAAUAGCAUUGACUUAUGUAAAUAUGCUUUUCUCGUCUGGAAAGCAAAUAUUGGAUGGUAAUGGAGAAACUGUGAAAGGCAUCAAAUCAAAAUAUGCGUCGGCAUAAAAUACUAAUAUUAAUGCGGCUUAGGAGAUAUAGUAUCAUUCUGAAAGACUCAUGAAAUUUGUUAUUUGAAUACCCGUUAAAAAAAAGAAGAA